AUGGCGAGUGUUGGCAACAGGUUCUCCGCUGAAGACACGCAUCCUCUGCCCCCAGGAACCUUCAAGUUGAUUCGAGACGAUGGAGGGGAAUUGCAGAACAGGAAGGUUCUGAUGCUCGACCCAGUCCCGACAAAUGAUCCGAAUGAGCCUUUGAACUGGAGCACCCUCCGGAAGUCGGUCAACUAUACUAUCGUCAUGGGCAUGACGAUUAUCAUCUUUACAGCUCUCUCCAUCCAGCAGAUCUUCUGGCAACAGAUGAUUGUCGAUCUCCAUGUGACCUACAGCCAGCUCAACCAGUCGAUGUCUGUCAACUUCGUUGGACUGGCCAUGGGCUGCGUGCUUUUCAUCCCUCUGGCAAAGAAAUACGGUCGGCGACCAAUUUACAUUGUCUCCACAGCCUUGAUGCUAGUGACAUCGUUCUGGACCUCCAGACUGGAAAGCUUGGCAGAGCUCUACAUUUGCAACCUUCUGCAAGGUCUGGCCGGUGCAACAAACGAAGCUAUUGCAGAAAUCACCAUUGCGGAUCUCUUCUUCGUGCACCACCGAGGCACCAUGAAUGGUCUUUACAUGAUCAUGGUUAUGAUUGGCAGCUUCCUGACACCCAUGGCAGCGGGUGCCCAGGCCACAAGACAGGGAUGGCGCUGGUCCUAUAAGACAAUGGGAAUUUUCAACGCGGUCUUCUUGGUUCUGUUCAUCUUUUUCUACGAGGAGACCAAAUACGUCCCCGUCCUCACAGGACGGGAGAGUAUUACUCCCACGGCAGAUGAGGAACACCCCGUUUCGAAGGAUCUCGACAUAAAAAGUCCCCUUCAAGAUGAGACCAAGUUUUCUGCUCCCGUCGAACCCAGCAGCGACCAUCAUGAGCUCGACCUCACAAUCCCCAUGAACCCAUGGACCAGACGCCUGGCUCUCGUAACCCAAACCCCAGAAUCCAUCUGGCCAUACUACUACCGCCCAUUUAUCGUCCUCAUAUCCUUCCCCGCCAUCAUGUUUACCGCCCUCCAAUACGCCGCCGGCGUAGCCUGGCUCACCAUAACCGCCAGCGUCCUCGCCCUCGUAUUCCCCCUCCCACCGUACAACUUCACCCCCGAACAAAUCGGCUUUAUGAGCGUGGGCCCAUUCAUUGGGAACUUAAUUGGAUCCGUGUACGGCGGCGUGCUUGGCGACUGGUCCAUUAAGUUCUUUUCGAGAAGGAACAAGGGCUUCUACGAGCCGGAGAUGCGUCUGUACAUUCUUCAUUUCCCAGCGUUAUUUAUGGCUGGUGGACUUAUUAUGUUUGGGACUACUAUAUCUCGGGGAAUGCACUGGAUUUAUCCCAGUAUUGCUGGUGCGUUUUUCGGAUUUGGUCUGGGAGGUGUGGGUGAUGCUGUUUUGACACUGGUUAUUGACAGCUAUCGCGAUAUUACCGGCGACGCAUUCACGGGCAUUGCAUUUAUCCGCAAUGCCGUCAGCAUUGGUAUUCCAUUUGCCAUCACACCAUGGAUGGAACGGGAUGGUCUCCAGAACAUGUUCAUUGCCACGGGAUUCAUUAGUCUGGCCAUCACAGGCCUGAUUAUUCCGAUGGUUAUCUGGGGUAAGGAUUCUCGUCGCAAGCUAGCAGGCAAGUAUUAUCGCUUCGCUGAAAUGCAGGGUCAUAAUGUCUCUACUUAA
Molecule: messenger RNA, 1650 nt
Organism: Penicillium cinerascens
Lineage: Eukaryota; Fungi; Ascomycota; Eurotiomycetes; Eurotiales; Aspergillaceae
Product: putative MFS transporter
Exons: 8
Coding region: 1-1650 (549 amino acids)
Biological process (GO): transmembrane transport
Molecular function (GO): transmembrane transporter activity
Source: RefSeq, a predicted model, not a curated record